UAAUUGUAGUAUAUGCAUGCAAACCGACGCGGGCGCGGUGUCGCUCCCCGCGCCCCCUUUUGUAUCCACCAGUAAUAAACGGACCGUCGACUGAACUGCUGUGUUUCCUUUACGCUCACAUCUACCUCACUGGCGACGAAUCUACCCGCGCGUGGAAAAAAAAAACAACCAUUUAUUAUGGCUUGUAUCGGAAGUCUUACAGUUUUUGACCAUAAUUCUCAAGAGUGGAAGAUAUUUCUUGGAAGGCUGCAGCAGUAUAUUAUUUUAAAUUCAGUUGAGGAUGCCAAGAAGGCCCCGUUAUUACUCACUCAUCUAUCGGAUGAGACUUACCGUCUGGCUACGGAUCUCGUGCAUCCGAUGAAAGUAGAGGAGGUUGCGUUUGACGCUUUAGUCGAAGUGCUGAACAAGCAUUUUUCGCCGAAAAGGUGUACCUUCGCCGACAGGGAGAAGUUUUCCGAGGCGAGAAGGACAACGGGAGAAAGUGUCGAGGGAUGGGCGGCGCGAGUGCGCGGACUAGCCGUGCACUGCGAGUUCGGCAGUGCAUUGGACAUGCUCCUAGUCAAUCGUUUUGUGCUAGGCAUGAACGUAGGCCGCGAACGUGAUCGCUUAUUCGAGCAGGACGCUACCACGCUUUCGUUUGCGAAGGCUUUGGAAGUAGCACAGCAGGCGGCGAGUGCGCGCCAUGCCCGAGCGACCGCCACGGAGUCAACGGCGGCGGCGCUCGUGAAGGAGGAACCGGUGUACCGGGUGAGCGGGACAAAGCCCGCCACCGACCGCGGACGAGAGGUUCGCAAGUGCACCGUGUGCGGCAUGAAAAAUCAUGAUGCGGAGCAGUGCAAGUAUAAAGGUUACAAGUGUCAAAAGUGCGGUUUAGUUGGACAUUUGAAAAAAGUGUGUAAGGGCAAGUUGUCGCGAAUCAAUAAUAUAGUGCAGCAAAAUACUGACACUUCGGAUGAGGCAUCGUGCUGUGUGGAGUGCCAAAACUAUAGAUUAAGGUUUCAAGAUUAGUGUGGGAGAAAUGUAGUAUAUGCAUGCAAACCGACGCGGGCGCGGUGUCGCUCCCCGCGCCCCCUUUUGUAUCCACCAGUAAUAAACGGACCGUCGACUGAACUGCUGUGUUUCCUUUACGCUCACAUCUACCUCAAUAAUACA
Cydia pomonella (codling moth) is the source of this 1152-nucleotide messenger RNA. RefSeq lists its product as uncharacterized. NCBI's taxonomy places the organism in Eukaryota, Metazoa, Arthropoda, Insecta, Lepidoptera, Tortricidae. The record is from RefSeq and is a predicted model, not a curated record. Bases 178 to 1008 code for a protein of 276 amino acids. The transcript has 2 exons. Gene Ontology annotation, molecular function: nucleic acid binding; zinc ion binding.